Messenger RNA from Anopheles funestus (African malaria mosquito), 1904 nucleotides. It is a transcript of the gene Haspin, whose product is annotated as serine/threonine-protein kinase haspin homolog. Lineage: Eukaryota; Metazoa; Arthropoda; Insecta; Diptera; Culicidae. The transcript is spliced from 2 exons. The record is from RefSeq and is a predicted model, not a curated record. Gene Ontology annotation, biological process: mitotic cell cycle; intracellular signal transduction; protein phosphorylation. Gene Ontology annotation, cellular component: nucleus; cytoplasm. Gene Ontology annotation, molecular function: histone H3T3 kinase activity; ATP binding. The coding region runs from base 284 to 1801 and encodes 505 amino acids.
AUGUGGUAAGAAAAACUUCUUAUUGUGUAUUAUAUUCGUAACACAUGUGUGUUAUUUUUAUCUACUUGCUAAUACCACACAUGGUAUAGAUUUAAACUACUAAAUGGUGUUUAUAUUAUGCGGGAAAGGAAUAACAACAGCAUGAUCAGAUAACAUCGCACGUUCGAUUAUUUGACAGUCUCAAAAAAUAACGAACUUUGCAGAAGAGUUUUGUUGACGUUGUUGUACAAUACCUGCAGAAAGCUUCGCAACUGAUCCUUUCCUAAAAUACUGCCAAGGAAAGAUGAGCACGCAAAGGAGAUCAAGGGCAAAGUCCCGAAACACGACCCUGUCUGCAAUAGUCGCCAACGAUAAAUCUCUGGCGAUAGUGGAAGAAACGAUUGUACCAAUAGCGGAAAGUAGCAGAGUGUCCACCAGACCACUUUCUUCACACAGCGUUGUCCACAACGAUAACGAUUGCACUACCGUCGAGAAAGUACCAUUUAAGCCAGGCAAAUGGCGCAAAUCAAUGUCCAUGUUAAGAUCCUCGAUCUGUCGCCUUGACGGUUCCUGUUCCAUCGCAGGAGAACGUCGAAUAACCCUAUACACGAGCGAUCACCAUGUGUCGCAAGCAACAAACGCAACGAUGCAGCGCGAUACAGUACGAUCUUCCAUCAGCAAACAACCGGAUGAUGACAACGAUGUGCCAGUACAUCAGUUCGUUGCGCCACUGGUAUGGAGAACGGUGGCCGAACAGCGCUAUCUAUGCCCGAAAAGUCCCAGAAAUGAAAUCCUAGCACGCUGUGGACAACAAGGACCGAUCAGUUUCGAACGAGCACUUGCUAGUUUGGAAGCGGUGGUAGAUCGUAAGAUUGGCGAGGGCGUAUACGGUGAAGUGUUCCUGUGCACGAAAGCCACUGGACUGCAGUCAGUUCUAAAGCUAAUUCCCAUUGAAGGAAACCUUCUGAUCAAUGACACAAAGCAAAAAACGUACGAGCAAAUUCUGUCUGAAGUAAUCAUAUCGGCCGAGCUGAGUAACUUAAGGCAGCAUAAUGUGCAGUUUUCUACAGAUGGUUUCGUAGAGCUGCUAAGUGUCCAUUGCCUUGUGGGACGAUAUCCGCAACGACUUAUUGACCUGUGGGAGGAAUACGACAAUAAACACGGUACGGAAAACGACAGUCCGAAAGAAUUUCCCGCCGAGCAGCUUUACAUUGCCUUCGAAACAGCAUUUGGUGGCACCGAUCUGGAUGGAUAUCGGUUCCGGAAUGCACAGCAAGCCUUCUCAAUCUACACCCAGAUUGUGCUGAUGCUAGCAGUGGCAGAAAAACGGUACGAUUUCGAGCACCGAGACUUGCACACAGGCAAUAUAUUGAUCGAACCGACAAAGGAACCGGAACGGACGUACUAUCUACUGGGCGAAGAAAUUGUAAUACAAACCCAUGGUCUGAAGGCAACCAUUAUCGAUUACACACUGUCCUACAUCGUUUAUAAUGGGCUAUGUCUGUUCAACGAUCUGACCACCGACGAGGAACUGUUUACCGCGGAAGGUGACUAUCAGUUUGAGGUAUACCGCAACAUGAAGUUAGCGUUGAAGAAUGAGUGGAAUUUACAUGCGCCCAAAACGAAUGUUUACUGGUUGCAUUAUUUGUUGGACAAAUUGAUAUCGGUGCGAAACUAUCGCGACAAAACAAGCAAACCGCACAAAGCUGCAAUGAAAACGAUGAAGGAACUGAUGGAUGUACUGCUUCGGUUCAAUAGUGUGUAUGAAAUUGUAUCACACUAUUUCGUGCCUCAGUUGAACGAAAGCGAUAAGGAAAAUUAAACAUCUCGCGACAGGAUACGCAUUUACAUCGAUUAGUAAUAUUCUAAUGUUUUAUAACUCUAUUUGUACCGCACAAUAAACAUGCAUUAGCAAUGAUAAUUUA